This is a messenger RNA of Microplitis demolitor, 3681 nucleotides long. Its product is annotated as transcription factor Sp4. Gene Ontology annotation, molecular function: DNA-binding transcription factor activity, RNA polymerase II-specific; RNA polymerase II cis-regulatory region sequence-specific DNA binding. NCBI's taxonomy places the organism in Eukaryota, Metazoa, Arthropoda, Insecta, Hymenoptera, Braconidae. The transcript has 6 exons. The record is from RefSeq and is a predicted model, not a curated record. Gene Ontology annotation, biological process: regulation of transcription by RNA polymerase II. Bases 824 to 3385 code for a protein of 853 amino acids.
CGGGUGUGGCGCGGAGAGGGUGUGUGCGCGUUCGUUGAAUCGCACACUCGCAACACAAUCUCAAGUUGAAGUUAAAAAAAAUAAAUGGACUUGUAUGCUGUACUGUGUUGGUUUGGAUCGCUCGCGACCUCGUCAUCAACGACACCGAGCACACUCACUAGCUAACACUUGCUGUUGUGUUGGUGAGCCAGCUACCAGAGGAUCUGCUGGAUGUAUAUUUUGUACCUACACAACUGCAACGAGUAAGACUAGUGUGCUCUGGGUUGUGUUGAGACUUGAGAGAGUAGAGAGUGUGCUGUUGAAACAGCGAGACUGCUGGUGUACUGCUCGGGUUGAGAGCACGAAGAGCCAAACGGGUGGGCACGAUUUGCGACAGGGGCGUAGAGAGGCGUUCCUUGAUCGGGUCCUCGAGGAGGGCCUUCUUUGUCCCGCGACUCCUUGGCUGAACCCCUCGCACGUGCAUCCGUGAUAAACCACCGGGGUAUCGUCAACUUCCUCGUGUGCUUGUGUCUCUUGAUUUUAUCUUAGUAAUAUUUUAAUUUCCUUUUUAUUUUUUAUUCAGUUCGAUUAUUUAUUUACUUUGUGCUGGUGAAUUUUUGUUAUCUUUUUUUUUUGUUAAUUAAAACGCACUGACGCUAACGGAUACGCGAUGCCAAAGUGGUUAUGGAUGUUUGAUCGUGUGUAUAUCCACAAAUGUAUAUAUGUGAUAACGUGAUGCUACAUGUAAUAAAGGGUGUUAACUUGGAAAGUGUAAAGUAAGAGAGAAAGAGAGAGAGAGAGACUUAGACUUAAGAUAAGGAGGUAAAGGAGUGGGUGAGAUAGAAUGGAAGGGAGAACUAUAGUGGUGGAAACAGCUGAAGAGGAACAAGAUCCUCUGCAGGCACAAGCACAGACUCAAGAAACCCAGGAUCAGCAGCAGCAACAGCAGCAGCAGCUAGAGCAGCAAGUGUCUCAACCUCAGUUACGGUUUCUCAAUGCCAGUGUUCUCCAACAGUUGCAACAGCAUCAGCAAGAAGUCCAGCAGCAGCAACAGCAGCAAGUUCAUCAACAUGGACAACCCCAAGUCAUCACACUCCAGCAGUUGCAGAAUUUUGUCCCCAUGUCCCAACAGCAGCAUGACCAGCAGAGACCUCAAACUAUUUCAGUACAAACUUUACCACAGCAAUUUUUACAAGGUGCUCAGUUGAUAAAUAGCCAAGCAGCUCUGCAGCAGCAGCAACAGCAGCAACAACAUGGACAGCAACAACAACCCCAAGCCCAACAGCAGCCACAGCAGCAGCAGUUGAGUUACAGUGUGAUACCACAAAUGCAGACAGUAAAUAUUGAUGGCCAGGAUGCACUUUUCAUUCCGUCUUCGCCAAUGACCUCGAUGGCUGCUCAUCACCAGUCAUCGCCGACAAUGCAAUUCACAACAGCCAGUGGGCAACAGGUCCAGCUCGCAUCUCAGCAAGUUCAGUUGGCAAAUGGCCAGACAAUUAUCACUCCCCAGCCUGUCAGUUUAAUCCGAGCACCAAAUGUCUUUCCAACCUCGAUUAUCCAAAAUAUCGGGGGUCAAACAGUACAACUGCCUACAGAUUCCAAGGCAACCGUGGAUGUUUCAGGACAAAGUGUUCAAGUAAGGCCACUGCAGUUUCCACUUCAGCAUGUUCAGCAAACUGUGCCUGUACAAAUACCAGUUACCACCAACAAUGGACAGACAAUAUAUCAGACGGUGCAUUUUCCAAUUCAAGCGCUGUCGAAUGUUUUUAAUAUGGGUCCACAAAUGAUGCCACAAAUAACCCAGCAAAUUCCCCAGAUGGCGCAAAUAAUAACACCUAAUGGGCAAAUCCAACAAGUUCAAAUAGCAAAUUUAUCUCAGCUUCAAAAUCUCCAAGGUCAGCAGGUUGCCGCGCAAGUUGCUCAACAAGUAGCACAGCAGCAAGCAGCUCAGCAACAAGUCGUACAGCAGGUUGCUCAGCAUCAAACUCAACAACAGGUCGUUCAGCAACAGCAGCAGCAACAACAGGUCGCGGCAGCUCAAGCUCAGGCCCAAGCUCAAGCGCAACAGCAGCAGCAAGUCCAACAAGUAGUCCAGCAAGUUAUGCAACAGCAAGCUCAGCAACAACAGGCACAGCAACAACAGCAGCAAGUUCAGAAUCAACAGGCUGCUGCUUCAACACCAACAUCGAGCACCAGUUGGUCAACAUCCGUAUCAACUCCCGGCAAUGUCCAAGUUGUUGGUAUUGGCCAACUUGGUAGACCAAACUCAAAUGUGAUAACGACUAAAGACGGACAAAAAAUAGAACUGUCUACUCUAACGAGACCUGCUGACGGCAUUGAAAACGAAUUAAAGUUAACGAGUUUAGAUGCGAGUCAAUUGGCUGCCGGUCAAGUUAUUCAUAUACCCUCGGCACAAGCUACACAACAGACAAUCCAACCGAUAACGAUUACUGGCGCACAAGGUCAGCAGCUCACUCUCAUAUCAGCAUCUGCACUGACGAAUUUAGCAUCUCCACAGGGAGGAAUGAUGCGGAGUAUAAAUGUUGGGAAUGGUGGAAUAAUGCAGAUUCAACCAGGAACCGGCGUCAAUACACCCAAUGGAUUUUUACAGUCGAUACCUCUGCAAAAUAUACCCGGGCUAAGUAACGUUCAAGUUAUUCCAGCAAGUGCUUUACAACCUGCUACUGUUCAAACACUGCCAACUGGCGCUGGUGGAACUCCGAUUGUAACCGGUCAGACUGUUCAUCUGGACUCCAGUGAUCCAACAAAAUGGCAAAUACUGCAAACCAUUCAAGCUAAUGGCACGAUAGCUCCAUCUACUCCAGCUCCACAGCCACAACAGCAGCAGCAAAACACCACGACAAUAAAUAACACCGGAGAAGGUGAACCCAAACAGCAUCGACGACGUGUUGCUUGUAAUUGUCCUAAUUGCAGUGACGGUGAUAGGACACGUGAUAUAACGCAUAAACGUCAGCACAUUUGUCACAUUCCUGGUUGCAAUAAAGUAUACGGAAAGACAAGUCACUUGAGAGCUCACCUCAGGUGGCACACUGGAGAACGUCCUUUUGUGUGCAGUUGGGUCUUCUGCGGGAAAAAAUUCACCAGGUCUGACGAAUUGCAGAGGCACAGAAGAACCCACACUGGAGAAAAGAGGUUCCAGUGUCCUGAAUGUACAAAGAAAUUCAUGCGCUCUGAUCAUCUUACAAAGCACAUCAAAACGCAUACUAAAAUACGGAGCACCGAAGCUGCUACAUCGACGCAAGAAGGCUCAUCAGAUAGCCAAUCUUCGAGCGAAGAUAAAAUUAUAAUUGCGCUUCACAAAGAGACUGAUCAAGCGGACAUUAUACUGCCCGGAACUAUCGAGGGCUUGCAGAGUGAAACGCCGACACAUGUAACGAAUGAAUGAGCGUAUUAUACAUAAUUAUCGAUUAUUAUUAUUAUUAUUUUUUUUUUUACGUUGUAUAUUAUGAUUUUAAAAUUAGUCAAAGAUGAAUAUUAAUUAAGAACAAUCAUAGAUUUUUUAUAAGUAAAACUGGGUGCUCCAGUAGUCCAAGUAUUAGGUUUCUUUAAUCUAUAUAUAAUAUAUAUAUAUGAAUACAUAUAUAUAUUUUUUUUCUAUUUCUGAAUAUAGUAAUUAUUUAACGAUAUUUUUUUUGUGUAGUCUUUAGAAUGACGAUUUACAGGGAUUGCUAAUUCUAUAUU